Coffea eugenioides is the source of this 1843-nucleotide messenger RNA. Its product is annotated as monoacylglycerol lipase-like. The transcript is spliced from 7 exons. Bases 232 to 1671 code for a protein of 479 amino acids. Gene Ontology annotation, cellular component: membrane. The record is from RefSeq and is a predicted model, not a curated record. Gene Ontology annotation, molecular function: lipase activity. NCBI's taxonomy places the organism in Eukaryota, Viridiplantae, Streptophyta, Magnoliopsida, Gentianales, Rubiaceae.
CCCCUACUUUUUUCCUUUCUUCCUUAAGCCAGAGACUUUCGAGCCGUGCCAAAAUUUGGCAACCAUCUAAGGAAAUACUAAACCCUUUCUCGUCGAAUUCAUCGAACCCUUUAUCCCUCCCUCCAUUUCUGAACAGAAAGGUUCUUAAAUCAAGAAGGAAAAGCAGAAAAACGGAGCAUAAUCGUAGAAUCAGCCAAAAUUUUUAUCAAGUUCUGAUUUUUAUCGUCUUUUAUGACCUGUUUGACUGUUGAUUAUUUACAUAUUCCGUUAAUUAAUAGGAACCCAUAUAAGUUUGCAGUUAAAACGACGUUUAAACCAAAGGGGUCGUCGAAAUUACGAAGUUUUGGAUUGAAGCCGUUGGUUGUUAGGAGGAAAAAAGAAGAAAUGGCGAUGGUGGAGGCGGCGAAGGGGAAGGAUGUGGCAGCGACGGUGAUGUUAACCUCCGGGGCGAGUGGAAGAAUUAGCGCUUUGUUUUCUGUGCGAGUUUGGAAGAGCUCGUUAAUGGUUCUAAAUGCGUUUGUUUUGUUGUUAUUUUUGCCAUUUCGGCGCCGGAGAGUGGUGUCGCCGGGGGCCGUGAUGGGGCCGGGGAGUCAGGCGGGAGGAAGUGGCAGUUGUGGUGGUAGUGGAGGUGGGGGGAAGGGGCAUGGGAAGGAGGAGAGACAGGCGGAGAAAAAAGGAGGUGUGACGGUGGUGAGAGUGCCGGCGGCGAUGGUGCCAAGGAAGAGCUCGGCGGUGGACAAGGAGGUGGCGUCAAGGAGGGCGUUGGCUAUAAAGAGGGUUUUGGAAGAUAACUGUAAACAGUCGGUGAGAGACUACGCCCUUUUUGGGACAUCCAGAGGUGAUACCUUGUUCACGCAGUCAUGGACUCCGGUUGGCAUUAAAGUCAGAGGGUUGGUUGCUCUCCUACAUGGCUUGAACGAACACAGUGGCAGAUACACUGAUUUUGCUCAGCAGCUGAAUGCAAAUGGUUACAAGGUCUAUGCAAUGGAUUGGAUAGGACAUGGUGGAAGUGAUGGACUUCAUGCUUAUGUUCAUUCGCUUAGUGAUGCUGUUCAUGAUAUGAAAUCAUUUAUUAGGAAGGUUCUAGCGGAAAAUCCAGGUCUUCCAUGCUUUUGCUUUGGACACUCGACUGGUGCAGCCAUUGUUCUUAAGGCAGUACUGGAUCCAGAGGUUAAAGCUCACAUUGCAGGAGUAGUUGUCACUUCACCUGCUGUUGGAGUUCAACCUUCCCAUCCAAUUUUUGCAGUACUUGCUCCUAUUUUUUCCUUCUUAUUGCCAAGAUAUCAGUUCAGUGCAGCAAAUAAAACGGGUACUGUAGUUUCUAGAGAUCCAGAGGCAUUAGUUGCUAAGUACUCCGAUCCUCUAGUGUUUACAGGAUCUAUCAGGGUAAGAACUGGCUAUGAAAUAUUACGGAUUACGGCCUAUCUACAACAGAACUUGAAGAAGUUGACAGUGCCAUUUUUAGUUCUUCAUGGCAGUGCUGAUGGAGUCACUGAUCCAGCAGCAUCUCGGAAACUUUAUGAGGAGGCCUCCUCAACUGACAAAACUAUCAGGCUUAUAGAAGGGCUUUUACAUGAUCUGCUCUUUGAACCUGAAAGACAAGAAAUUGUGGAGGAAAUAAUUGAAUGGUUGAACCAAAGAUGUAGGUUGAGGUGGAGUUCUAGCACCUGACCAAUGAGCAUUCUUGGAACUUUGCUCAUUGAUGAUGUGCCGUGAAGCAGGCGAAUAAAACCUUAAUAAAAUUGCAUCUUUAGGUCAGGAUAUCUGAAUUUGACAUGUGAAUUAUGAUUUUCACUUGUCCCAAAAUCCCUGUAGUGAUAUUGCAAAUAUUUCUCGACAUUAA